CAUGCUGCAGAAACCGGGAUAAGCUCCGGCCUGGUGGUCCACUUGGCUCGUAUGCAGACUUACCUUUUACCUUUACAGGUGGGAGGUAGAUAGGUGUAAAGGAAGAAGGUUUUACGAUCACAAGAUAGAAUUUUGGCUACACAAUUAAUAUAUAUACGUCUUGGUUUGUGAAAAUAGUGUUAAAGAAAUUACUGGCGCUACUCAAGCGUUUUUUUGUUGCCAGGGAAAGUAUAAUAUACAAAAUUCGAAGUAAUGUCAACCUUUUUGUCCUCCACUCUCGUAUGUCUCUUUCAAUUGGCGGUCUUCUUUUUUUCAUCGCCUGGAGUACUGUUUUGGGGCCUUUAGGAGUCGUGCCGUGAAUCAAAGUUUGUAGUAGUUCAUAUGGGUGCAAUCGGCAAAGGAACGUAUUUUUCGCCAAAACAUGAUUUUCAUAAAUCCAGUUAUACAUAGAAUUGAAAUAAUAGCAGGACCUUGAAAAGUCUAACAUUUAACUGCAACCAAUAGAUCUAGAGUUGUUAUUCGUAGCUGAGCGGGUAGAUAAAAACAUUUUUAGGCAGGUCUGUGGGUUAGAGCACAAUAAUAAAGAGUUGUUUGAGGUAUUUCAUUAGUUUUAAGACGUGGCGCACCUUCGGGUCUUUCAGACGACCAUUUUAGGACAAAAAUAAACCUAUCAUGGCUAAUUAUAAAUUUAGGUUGUUUGGACAGAAUGUCUAAUUAUAACUUCCUUGAAUAUAAGUCAUACGAAUAGAGAGAUUAACUGAAAGUGAUUUCUUUCUGUAACGUCAAGAACCCAUUAACCCCUCAGCUUUAGUUGUCCUUUGUAGGCCCGAAAAUAGACUUUAUCAGGGUUCUUCAUUAUCAUUAGCAGUCCUAGGAGACUUCAAUAGGCCUGCUUAGAGUCUGUUUACUAUGAAAACAGAAUUCCAAUACAUGAAGAAGCGCGUUAAUAAUGCUUGAUUAAGUAAACAGAAAUUCGCGAAAGAUAAAGAGAAGAAGAAGAUUUUCCGAUAAGCGUUGUGAACCGCCAAGAUGCAGCUGGUGCAUACAGUCGAUACGAUUUUAUGAGCAAGUGAUAAAAUCUACAAACGGUUAUCUUCAAAUAAGUUACUUUUGCUCAAUAUUUCCUUGCGAACAUGUCAAUAAGAUCUACGAACCAGUGAAAACUUUGCGAGAAGCGGCAGCCUUUGUCAACAAGUGGGAGUGAAAUUGAGAUAAAGGGCCGCAGCGCAGAGCCACAGUGCAUAUUUGAAGUUGUGCCAACCUUUUAAGAUCAAACACUCUUAAGAGUAAUACUUUCAAAACAGAGAUAAACUUGAAACUUGAAAGUUGAAAGGGAAUCUUUGAGCUAUUAUUUUCCAAUUAGCACCCCAAUAACACAAUGAUAUUUUUUUUGUAAAUUAAUCCCAGGUUUCUAGAAAAGUUCGCAUUUUUAUUAACAGCUCAGUCCGCUAAGGUGGAAUUAAAACAAUUUGCACCAGAAUUAAAUCACAUGAACAAAUAAAACAUUAAAAUAACGAUACCUGCAACUUUGUCGUCAUGUGCAAACUCACUUAUCAAAUAUUUGAAAAUAUUCUCUCAUGGCAAUAUUUAAUUUGGAGAGGUCAGAUGUAGCAGGCCUAAACGAUCAAGAUCGAUGAUGUUUGAAGUCAGACACGAAACUCAAAUUUUCACAUUUACACGUCUUAACGACGUUUUAAAACAUUUAUAAAGCACUGCAUCAUUCAAAAACCAGAUGAUUAUUUCGUCAUUGAGUUAUAAACAGUGAAAUAUUUUGAAUUUGGGACAAAGAGGUUUUUUUCUGCCAUGUGUUCUUGCGGUAUGCCCUUAUGGACCGCAGAUUUUCGUCCUCACAUCUCCUAAAAAUAUAGUUCUAACCUUUUGACAAGUUUUGUAUUACAUUACAACGGAACUUUAUCCUGCAAAAGAUCGUUUUGAUACAUCUUCGAGAAGGUGGCGAAACUCCGACCGGUGUUUCGCGGUCCAGCUAGCUCUCGAUAGACAAGGCCCCGCCAAAGCAACGUCUGCGAAGAAGGUUAUGGCAGCAAUGACAAGCCUCUUGUCAUCGACGUUGUUAUUCAUAGCAUGUCUGUCACAUAUGGUAAUUGCGCAGACUCCAAUGCCGGAAUGCAGUUCCUGCUGGUGUGAUAGCGCGGGCGAUUGUCCCGACCCGAAGGACUCGUGUCCCGCGGUGACAAAUUGCAAAACCGCUGUGGUGAAAGACAAGUGUGGCUGCUGUGAUGUGUGUCUCAAGUCGAUUGGGGAACCAUGCAGGAGAGAGCCCCUAGAGAGACAAGACGAAAAAUGUGAUGAGGGAUUGAUUUGUGUUCCUGGAGAUGAUGUUUGGUACUGCGACAGCAUGAAACCAGACAACGUUAAAGUGAAGAGAUGCGAAAAAGGUGGGAAAAAUAAAUGCUUUGACCUCGUCACAAGAAAAUCCUACCAAGUUGAUGAGAUUUGGAUACGAGGAGACUUCGCCUGUACAGCAUGCGUGUGCAGGAGAAGUGGUCGACUCAACUGCUGGGCAAUACAGUGUAAUGCUCCUGGUUGCAAGAAUCCUGCUCGUGUAGAAGGGAGAUGCUGUAGAUUUUGUUUGGACACUGGCUGGAAUAAAGUUUGCAAAUUCAAUGGAAAGAAGUUUUUCCAGAGUGAAAUCAUUGUCUUACAAGACCGUAAGUCGCUCUGCAAAUGUGAAGAAUCGGAAGGCUGGGUGUGUCAACAUGACAGCCAACAACAAAUGGAUCUAUUGAGUGAGACACCACAGUGCGCUGACCCACUGACAGGACAGGUGUACAAGGAGGGUGAGAUCUGGAGUCUCAGUGAAUGCGCUCACUGCUUGUGUGGAGAAUUCCAGACAGGCAAUUGCUCCGUGAUUCGCUGUUCCAAGCCACUGUGUGACGAUCCAUUUAAAAUCAAGGGAAAAUGCUGUCCAGUGUGCCCGCAAGAUUACGCUAGAGUUUGCCACUUUGAGGGAGUAAAGUACUUUCACGGAGAGUUUAUUGUUCUUCCGGACCGGUGUACCUUGUGUACUUGCAGCUACUCCAAGUGGCAGUGCUCAAGCAACAGAUGCAAGUUUACAAAGAUGAUCAAGGAGCCACUAAAGAUGAGACCUAAGUAAAAACUGACGGAUUGAAUAAAUGCGGAUCAAAGUUUACCUCCAGUCACAUAAGACUAGGAAACAGUCCACCAGCAAUGUUUGCAACAGCGCCUGAAGAAAUUAGACUUCAAAGACUCAUUUGCUGUGCAUCACGUUAGGAUAAAAUGUUAAUGUUGUUACAAUUUAUUAUGUUAAAUUUUACUGACCGUCUAAGGGUGGUCGGAUAAGACAUCAGAGACGUGUAAGGAGCUAAUAAUUUGGGACUUUAAUAUAUUAUAAAUACCACGCCUGACAAAAACGUGAGCUAAAAUGUAGAGUUCCUGGAGAGGCAAAACGAGCGGUAAAAGUAGUUAGUCUUCAGGCUUUCUGUGUUGCCCGCACAUUGCCGGUAUAUAGGUAACAAUUAGAAACGAUUAUUAUUUUAGAAACAUUGCAAAAAUAAAACAGAGAAUAUCUGUUCCAUUUCGCUCUGGACUAAACCGUCGACAGGCAAAAUAUAUCCUUUCAGUCAGUUAGUUAUAAGAUAUUACGUCAAGUGAAAUGAAUAACUUAAUUAUAAACUUAAUAUAUAAGUUAAUAAAUUAAAGUUACAGUAAAGAGCAGA
Messenger RNA from Orbicella faveolata, 3698 nucleotides. RefSeq names its product cysteine-rich motor neuron 1 protein-like. The record is from RefSeq and is a predicted model, not a curated record. Lineage: Eukaryota; Metazoa; Cnidaria; Anthozoa; Scleractinia; Merulinidae. Gene Ontology annotation, molecular function: protein binding.